Molecule: messenger RNA, 1085 nt
Organism: Dermacentor albipictus
Lineage: Eukaryota; Metazoa; Arthropoda; Arachnida; Ixodida; Ixodidae
Source: RefSeq, a predicted model, not a curated record
AGCUAUCUGGAGCAUGUGGUAUUUUUCUUUGCAUUUGUCACAGUGCCGUCUUUAUCGUAAACUAAGAAAGACAGCUAGCUGGCUGUAUUGGUCGCCCACGCAUCUUUCAUAACGCGGCAGUGCCUUCGGCGCCACAAGCCAUGCGUGGGCGAAGCUUGUGCGUUACGCUUCUGCUGUUGUGCAGCUUCGUCUGUCCCUUAUACGCGGCAACGAAUGACGGGAAAGGCGCAGGCCCGGUGAAGCAGGGAAGUGGGCAAGCGGCACUCGUCCACGAUGCGGACGUCGUCUCCCGUGCUCUGGUACGCGACUUGGUGCCGGCAUCGACCGCAGUCUCAGCGUCGGCGCGCUCCGCGGCCGGCCGGCUAGUGCUCGAGUCCCUGGUGUUCCUCGCGGUUCUGGCGACCAGCCUGACACUCUUCCCGGGCUGGUAUUCCGUGCUGGUGGCGCUGUCGGCGCUGUUCUCCCUCUACGAGACGGCAACCACGGCGGCAGCAGUCACGCCGGUAUUCACGGCCAGGGGAGACUUCAGUCCGAUGAACGUCACCGACACCAAUUGCCAGGUCCAGCUGCUGUGCGAGGUGACCCGGUUGACCCGCGCCAGGUUCCCGGUGGUGGCCACUCUUCUCAAGUCAGCGGCCAGGGGCGACCACAGGGGCGGCCCCUUCGUGCAGGCCAUACUGGCGGGGCUCAGCCGCGUCGACUGCGCCACGCUGUUCGGCUGCCCGCGCGACCGCAUCGAGCCUCUGCUCGCGAGGCAGCCUCGACGAUGACGCCCGUGAUCGUGCCGCGCCCCGCUCGAUCCUGCAGCCGAACUUGUUGCUCAGCGCGGACCGUGAACCGCGCGGUCGAUCUGCUCCUUCCCAGUCAAGGAGUGUUCCAAACCUCCUUGUUGCUAAUCGUGUCCCCUGAACACGACAUGGAGCUUCUGAAUACGAGCUCGAGCUGUUCUUAAAAGUAUAAUACACCAAGGCCGAGGUGAAGCACUGCAAUUAUGUAUGGCGCAUUGAAAGGCACACGUUCACGGCGCUCACUACGGAUUGGCACGUGUACUGCAGACAGUAAAACUCACUUUCGACAAUCUGCUC